Messenger RNA from Neltuma alba, 579 nucleotides. RefSeq names its product serine/threonine-protein phosphatase 6 regulatory ankyrin repeat subunit A-like. The record is from RefSeq and is a predicted model, not a curated record. NCBI's taxonomy places the organism in Eukaryota, Viridiplantae, Streptophyta, Magnoliopsida, Fabales, Fabaceae. The coding region runs from base 1 to 579 and encodes 192 amino acids. The transcript is spliced from 2 exons. Gene Ontology annotation, molecular function: protein binding.
AUGAAUGAAAAUGGUGAGGAAAGCUGGAACGUGAAAGCUGUUCUUGGCGCCGAAAAUGAUAGAAAGAACACUCCAUUGCACCUUGCAGCAAUAAGAGGAGAUGUUAAAAUGUGCAGGAAGAUGGGUGACGGAGACCCCUCUUUAAUUGCUCGUCGCAACAUUGAUGGCGAGACACCCCUUUUCUUAGCGGCUCUCCAUGGCAACAAAGAAGCUUUUCUUUGGCUUUAUUAUCUGUAUGUGGGAAUCCAUGAUGUUUCUUCGACCGACAUUGAUCAAUGUAUAAGGAACAACAACGAUGACACCAUUCUUCAUUGUGCAAUUGCAGAAGGGCAUGCUGAUGUGGCAAUCGAAAUACUUCAACGUUGCGGACAUCGUCUUAAAGAGAUGAUGACACAAAAUAACAAUGGGUUGUCUCCACUCCAUCUCCUAGCAGCAACCCCUUCAGCUUUUGAAAGUACUGAUCUUCCUAGUCGAUCCUUCGUUGUUAAACUUCUUUAUCACUGUAAGUACAAUGUCUUUCUGUAUGUCCUUUAUCUCCAAACGGCAUUGUCAGGAAGAAAUCUCUACGAGAUCCAUUAA